UUACUCUCCAGAAAUAUUACCAAGGACAUGACCUUGGUGUCCUUAAUGGAAGCUGUUGCAAAAACACAAUAGCAAAUUGAUUUUAACCAGCUGUCUUGGACAAAUUGCUAUUAUUCCCAGGGGGCUUUCCUUUUCUCUGCCUGUUUUAAAUAGCACGGCUAGCAAAAAAAAAAAAAAAAAGGGCACUCAUUGCUCUAUCAUGACGAGGGAUUUCUGGAGUGUCUGUAGCUGCCUCCCCAACGGGCACCCCUCCCACCAUCUCCCCCCCAAAUGGGAGUGAGUGAGUUUAAAAAAGGGCUGGACUUCCCUUAAUUUACUGCGGGCUUACAAUGGCUUGAAUUUGAGUCUCAUGAGAGUCAGAAUACAGUCCAAACUUUUCUGCAACGCACCGCUGCUGCAGCUGCUGGUGGUGGUGUCCUCCAUAACUUUGACCUACAGACUUUAGAUCCAACCCUGGAAGAGGACUCGGCUUGAUGCUCAGGACAUGGAACCAAACUAACUCUGAAUGAAGAAUCCCUCCUUCUCUAACUAUUUGCACUGAAUUUCUGAAAGGAGAGCUUUAUAGGAAAACCUAAGUCAGCAGCAUUGGAAGUCAUGGUCCCCUCACUGCACUGGCUCCUGCUACUGUGGGGACUUCAGGGUCUUUGUGCACAGGACUAUGAAGAAGACUAUGAGGAAGAGGUGGUGACUACCACCAGCAAGAAGAAGAACAAACAAAAUCCAUCCAAUUCCAUACCGCAAAAUGGCAAAUCACUCAUAGACGAAGACUGCAGAUUGGAGUUAGCCUUCCUUAUCGACAGCUCAGAGAGCGCCAAGGACAACCAUGCCCAGGAGAAGCGCUUCGCCUCAGACGUGAUGGACCGGCUGCAGAGCAUGCGGCUUCAGACGGGCCGGGGCCUCAGCACGCGGGCCGCCCUCCUCCAGUACAGCAGCCAUGUCAUCAUAGAGCAGACCUUCAAACAGUGGAGGGGCAUCGCCGACUUCAAGGCCCGAAUCGCUCCCAUCGUGUACAUCGGCCACGGUACCUACACCACCUUCGCCAUCACCAACCUCACCCGCAUUUACCUGGAGGAGUCGGAUCCCAACAGCAUCAAGGUGGCCGUUCUGCUCUUCGACGGCAUCUCGCACCCCAGGAACCCGGACAUAUUCUCGGCCGUGGCCGACGCCAAGAACCAGGGCGUCCGCUUCUUCACUAUAGGCAUCACACCUGAAGCCAAUGAGGCCGCCAAUAUAGCUCAGCUGCGGCUAAUAGCUAGCUCCCCAGCCUCGCGCUACCUUCACAACCUGCAGGAUGCAGGCAUUGUGGAUAAAUUCAUCCAGGAGAUUACGGCGUUGUCGGAUGAAGGGUGUCCUCUAGCCCAGAGCCAGUGUGCGUGUGACAAGGGUGAGAGGGGAGCCAGCGGCCCUCCUGGCAAGAAGGGUCGUCCAGGAGAAGAUGGAAGCCCCGGCCUAAGAGGACAGAAGGGCGAUGGUGGGCUCAGUGGACUUCCAGGUCGGGAAGGAUCAGAGGGAAAAUCGGGAUACAAAGGAGAGAAGGGAGAGAGGGGGGAGUGUGGCACACCUGGAAUUAAGGGAGACAGAGGCCCUGAAGGUAGCGUUGGCCCAAGAGGAAAUCGUGGACUUCAGGGUGUGCUCGGUCCACCUGGUGAUAACGGACCCGAAGGCGCCAUGGGUAGAAAAGGUGAAAGGGGACUUUCUGGGCCACCUGGAAUCCAAGGGGAAACCGGGAUCGGCCUUCCGGGCUCCAAGGGCGACGUCGGGUACCAGGGGCAAUCAGGGCCACCUGGUCCUCCGGGACUUGGCGAGUCUGGACCACCGGGGCCUCAAGGGCCACAGGGAGUCCAAGGAGAGAGAGGACAGAUGGGAGAAGGUCUCCCUGGAGCAAAGGGAGAGCGAGGCUUGGAGGGGCCGCGGGGGCUCAGAGGACAGCCGGGCGCUGGAAUCAAAGGAGACAAGGGGGAUUUCGGCGCUCCAGGUCUUCCAGGGCCCCUCGGCCUCACAGGAGCAGGAAUACAGGGCGAGAAGGGCGUGGAGGGACCAAGGGGGCCACCGGGUGGCAGAGGCCCACAAGGAGAGGGCUUCCCUGGAUCCAAGGGGGACCAAGGUUUGCCGGGCGAGGUUGGCGCCUCAGGAGAGAGAGGGGCUGGAGACCCUGGAGCUAAGGGGGAGCCAGGAUCAACGGGGAUGUCUGGUUUGCCCGGUCUGCCAGGGGAGGACGGAGCCCCUGGACAGAAGGGUGAGCCAGGACCUGUAGGUCUCAGGGGGUCCGAGGGGGCAGCUGGAAUUGGCAUCCAGGGUGAAAAGGGUGACCAAGGCCAAAGAGGAAUAAGGGGCUUGACUGGUCCACCUGGCAUUGCUGGACCCUCAGGACCAAAGGGAGAACCAGGGGCACAAGGAAGGGGGGGUUUACCUGGUCCACCAGGCCGCUUCGUCUCCGGGCCCAAGGGAGAUUUUGGCCCAAGUGGUCCUCCUGGUCCGAUCGGGGAGACUGGCUACGGACUUCCUGGUCCAAAGGGGGACCGCGGAGAUUCAGGCCCCGCAGGUCCAUUCGGUCCCAAAGGAGACGGCUAUCCCGGCCCCAUGGGCCCUCCAGGUCUGCCUGGACUUCCAGGAGAACCCGGCCAGGAAGGAGUCGGCAUCCCUGGACCAAAGGGGGAUGUUGGCUUCCGGGGGCUGCCUGGUUUACCGGGACCACCGGGCGAAGGCCUCCAAGGACCUCUGGGUAACCCUGGACGGCCUGGCCCUUCAGGGCCAACAGGGCCACAAGGACAAGGAGUUCAAGGACCAAAGGGUGAACAGGGGUCCCAGGGCGUGACUGGGCCAAGGGGGGUACCUGGAGAAGGCUUUCCUGGAGCUAAAGGUGACCGCGGCUCGGGAGGGGAGAGGGGCCUGAAGGGGCUCAAAGGGGAUUUUGGAGAUGCUGGAACGCCGGGGCAACCUGGCCGAUCUGGUGUCAAAGGAGAAGCAGGCCUCACUAGAGAGGACAUCAUUCGGAUGAUCAAAGAGAUCUGCGGAUGUGGGAUCAAGUGUAAGGAGAGGCCCAUGGAGCUGGUGUUUGUCAUCGACAGCUCGGAGAGCGUGGGCCCGGAGAACUUUGAGAUCAUCAAGGACUUUGUAAACGCUCUGGUGGACCGAGUCACGGUGGGGCGCAACGCCACCAGGAUCGGCCUGGUGCUGUACAGCCUGGAGGUGAAGCUGGUGUUCAACUUGGCCCGCCACUACACCAAGCAGGACAUCAAGCAGGCCAUCAGGAACAUCCCGUACAUGGGAGAGGGCACGUAUACCGGUACAGCCAUCCGUAAAGCCACCCAGGACGCCUUCUACAGUUCGCGUGUGGGAGUCAGCAAAGUGGCCAUCGUGAUUACCGACGGGCAGACGGACAAGCGAGAGUCGGUGAAGCUGGAAAUAGCUGUACGAGAAGCACACGCUGCCAAUAUUGAGAUGUUCGCUCUGGGGAUUGUGAACACCACCGACCCGACACAGGCUGAGUUCUUGAGAGAGCUCAAUCUGAUCGCCUCCGACCCCGACAGCGAGCACAUGUUCCUCAUUGACGACUUCAACACCCUGCCAGCGCUGGAAUCCAAGUUGGUCAGCCAGUUCUGUGAGGACGAGAAUGGGGCCCAGAUAUAUAACCGGAUAACUAACGGCUACAACGGCUACGGAAACAACGGCAACAACGGCAACAGGAACGGCAACAACGGGAAAUAUGCCGUCGGUGGCUAUGGGUACCGGCCUGUGACUGAGCAGCAUGUACAGAACGGCCGUCAGAGUGGCACCGACACUGGCGCCGGCACCCACACUGGCACCGGCACCCACACUAGCGCCGGCACCCACACUGGCACCGGCACCCACACUGGCUCUGGCACCCACACUGGCUCCGGCACCCACACUGGCUCCAGCAGUGGCCGGGUAGAGACCACCCGGCAUGGCACCAAAGGAUCCAGUACAGGACAUGGAGGAGGAGGGCAUUUGUUCACGGAGACACACCUGGGAAACGAACGCGGGGACACAUUUAACCGCAACCACUCAGCCGACAGAGAGGACUCCUCAAGCGCCCGAGGCUCCUCUUCAUCUACAAGAAUAACCACGUCAACCUCAAGUGUAUCCAUAAAGCACGUUCCCGUACCAAGGCCAGCUCUACCUAAAGAGACCGUACCCUUGGACCCUCGCUGCGGCUUGGUCCUGGACCAGGGCACGUGUCGGGACUAUAACAUCCGCUGGUACUACGACAAGCAGGCCAACGCCUGCGCCCAGUUCUGGUACGGAGGCUGCAACGGCAACAGGAACCGCUACGACACGGAGGACGAGUGCAAGAGGACGUGUGUGAUCGUCUGAUCCGCCGGAGGCCGAGUGAAGGCAUCUGCCAUACAUCUGCUGUAGAUAACUUCAAGGAGGGGCAGCUAAUACCAGCCAUUUUUUCCACAGGGUUAUGUCAAGUUUCUGCAUAAUUCUCAGGCAUAUACAUGUACACUGAUGUUCCGUUAUCACUGUUACAUCCCAGUUCCUGUCUUUGUGCCCCAUCCUGUGUGCAACUUCUUGUAAAAUUAUCCUCCUCUGAUUGCAGUGAAAGAGCUUCCAUAGAUACCUCUUUAUUCUUCUUUUAUAUCGGCAUGCAACGCAGGAGAUACUCCCCAUCGCUCCCACUCAGGAAUACAGAUGAGCGCUCUCGCUGUGUGUGUGUGUCCACUUUGCCGGGGAUUCCCCCUCACCUCUCGGACAUGUUGCUGCAAAGAUUGUGAAAAUGUGGACUGAGCAGUAAAUAACUCUGGUGCCUCAUCAGUCAGAGUCAUAAAUCAGUCAAUCAAUAUGUCAUAAAGACAUAACGUAGCUAUUCAUUUUCUCUACUCAAACACUGUAGGGCAUGCUAAUCUUAAAGAGCCAAUAACCCACCAAUGAAGCCUCUCAUCACUUAUAUCAAUAAAAUAUAGUUUGUUCUUUUAUAUAUAUAUACAUAAAAUGACUGAUGCUCUGUAACUUCAUGGAAUAAUUGUGUGCGUUUGAAUGUUUUUUUUAGUUUUUCUGAAUGAAAAUGUUUACAUGAUUUUACCCUUUUGUUCCAGCAGUAAACUGAUGGACACACGUAUACACACACUGCCCUCUACUGGGGAACACAUGCUGAUGUCAUUACAGUAUACAAUAUACUAGUAAUUGUACUGCCAUUGUUGAGCGACUGGUUUAUCACUAUAUUACACAGCUGUACUGACUGUAUAAAUCCAUAUUGUACUGAUACACGGUCAACAUUUGAUGUCAAACAUUUUUAAAUAAAUCUGGUCUAAACUGACA
Molecule: messenger RNA, 5283 nt
Organism: Sebastes umbrosus (honeycomb rockfish)
Lineage: Eukaryota; Metazoa; Chordata; Actinopteri; Perciformes; Sebastidae
Product: collagen alpha-1(XXVIII) chain-like
Exons: 36
Coding region: 595-4335 (1246 amino acids)
Molecular function (GO): serine-type endopeptidase inhibitor activity
Source: RefSeq, a predicted model, not a curated record